This is a messenger RNA of Silurus meridionalis, 2059 nucleotides long. RefSeq names its product 5'-nucleotidase, cytosolic IB b (gene nt5c1bb). Bases 150 to 1229 code for a protein of 359 amino acids. Gene Ontology annotation, cellular component: cytosol; cytoplasm. The transcript has 6 exons. Lineage: Eukaryota; Metazoa; Chordata; Actinopteri; Siluriformes; Siluridae. Gene Ontology annotation, molecular function: magnesium ion binding; nucleotide binding; 5'-nucleotidase activity. The record is from RefSeq and is a predicted model, not a curated record. Gene Ontology annotation, biological process: nucleotide metabolic process; adenosine metabolic process.
CUCUUCCCACCCUCCGCCCCUCUCUCUCUCUCUCUCCCUUACUUUUUCACUCUCUAUCCUUCUCUCUCAGGGUGUGUGGUGUGUGUUUUAGGAGUGUAAGAGUGUGUAAGAGUGUGUGUUUGUGGUUGUGAGGAACACUAAGCAGUGAGAUGAGUGGAACAGAGGAGAAGGUUGGGAGAAGGAGAGAUGAAGAAGAACAGGACUGGGAAGCGGCUAAAGCUUUCUUCAACAACAUGAAGAGUAAAAAACCCAGACCUCCGAAGCCGAGCACUGCGAUUACAAUCGCCGUUUCAUCUCGGACUCUGUUUAACAUGGUGGAGGAGAGGAAGAUCUACGAGGAUGAAGGACUGGAGAAAUACGUCGCAUACAACCAACAGCUCGAGGACCAACCACUCAAACACGGAGCUGCUUUCCCCUUCGUCAAGGCGUUGAUGACGGUAAACUCUCGUCUCAGGGAGCUGUACCCUGACAGUGAGGAACUGUUUGAUAUCGUAUUGAUGACUAAUAAUCACGCCCAGGUGGGGGUGCGGCUAAUCAACUCCAUCAAUCACUAUGAUCUGCUAAUUGAGAGGUUUUGUAUGACGGGAGGUAAGAGUCCAGUUGGUUACCUGAAGGCCUAUAUGACAAAUCUGUAUCUGUCUAAAGACCCGGAGAAAGUCAAGGAGGCCAUUGAACAAGGCAUCGCAGCAGCGACUCUGUUUACUCCGGGUAAGAAGACGGAGUUGAGCGAAUCUCAGCUCAGAGUAGCGUUUGAUGGAGACGCUGUGCUUUUCUCAGACGAGUCUGAGAUCAUCGUGAAGCAGCAGGGACUUGACCAGUUUUUUGAGCACGAGAAGGCAAAUGUGAACAAACCACUUGCUCAGGGUCCUCUGAAGUGCUUUCUGGAAGCAUUGGGGAAACUGCAGAGGAAGUUCUACUCUAAGAAUGAAAGAAUGAACUGCCCCAUCCGUACCUUCUUGGUGACGGCCCGCAGUGCGGCGAGUUCUGGAGCUCGGGUUUUAAAGACCCUGCGCAGCUGGGGUCUGGAGAUCGACGAGGCGCUCUUCCUUGCUGGAGCUCCCAAAGGUCCUCUUCUGGAGAAGAUCAAACCACACAUUUUUUUUGAUGAUCAGAUAUUCCACAUUGAGGGAGCCACGGAGACGGGCACCAUCGCUGCUCAUGUACCUUACGGGAUUGGACAGAAAUAUCACAAAGGAAAACUGAUCGAGCAGCCAGAAAAACAGAAAUGAGAAGGUGAAGGUUCAGGAUCAGACAAGUUCAGUCUGAUCACCAGCACCUGGUUCAGUAAGAGCACUUAACUAGUCUCGAACUUACUUCUCUAACAAACAGGUUUACAAACCGUUUACAAACACACUCUAGAUCUUAUAUGUCUAUACAGUUCUGAUUGGUUGUUUAGAGUAAGGGGAGGUGUUAGGUUGUGGGAGGAGUUACAGGAGCAGUGUUUGAUGUGAUAUAUAUAUAUAUACAUUUAUUUUACAGUGGAAUUAGUUUUUAGGUGGAGUUACACCAGGGGGUGUGUUUACCAUGUACAAAUUGUUUAGAUAUGGGUGGAGUUAUACCAGGGGACGUGGUCACCAUGUAAAAAUUGUUUAGAUAUGGGUGGAGUUAUACCAGGGGGCGUGGUUACCAUUGUGGGAUGGAGGUGUGGUUAUGUUUAUAUAGGUGAGACAGCUGUCUGCGUUGCGGCAGGUUGUUACCAUGGUUACGUUUGCAUUAUUGUGCAAUUGUAACAAUUGCAUGAGUGUGAAUUAGAACCGGUUUAUUUUAAUGCAGUGCUGCUCUGAUUAUUAUGGUCUGUAUAAUAUAUGGAGCAGGAUGAUGAUGUUCUUUGUGUGUGUGUGUGUGUGUGUGUGUAGUGUGUGUUUCUCUCCUAUUUAGUGUUGAUAAACAACAGCUUUUAGUUUCAUAGGAAACAUUUUUACACUUUAUUAAAGAAAUGUUCUACAUUUAUAAUUAAUAUUUACACCAGUGUGUGUGUGUGUGUGUGUGUGUGUGUGUAAAUCAUAAGUACACUAUAAAAAGUGUAAUAAACUAUACAACAGUGUGCUUGUUUAAACUA